Molecule: messenger RNA, 5193 nt
Organism: Symbiodinium pilosum
Lineage: Eukaryota; Dinophyceae; Suessiales; Symbiodiniaceae
Source: the annotation of a GenBank genome assembly
AUGGUGCACUUGUUCUCGGGCAAGGACAAGGAAGGUGACCCUCUUCGUCGAUUGGAUGGAGCAAGGUCAUCGGGACUCGAGGAGCUUGUGUACCUGGAAGUGGAUUUGGCUCGAGAUAAGGCUUGGAACGUCGCUGUGGGUCCUCUUUACAAGGUCUUGCUCUGGGCGGCAGCCAAGGGAAAGAUUGAGGGUGUCUUCGGAGGACCACCAUGUCGAUCAUAUUCGUUGCUGAGGUUCCGUGAAGUACCUGGUUUGAAUCUUCCCAGGCCAGUAAGAUCAGUGCAAGAGCUUUGGGGAAAAUCAAGGGGGUUGACAGUUGAGGAGGAGACCUUAGUCCACAAUGACAACAAGUUGAUCCUUCGCACGGUUUGGCUGUGGUUAGUUGCAGAAGAGGGUAAAAGGCAACCUUGGGGAUAUGACACGGUGGGGUCCAUGGUAGCGUUUGCACUGGAGCAUCCCGAAGAUCCACGUGAAUUUCUACCAAGAGGUGAUCUAUAUGAGCAGUGCACAUCGUUCUGGAGAACCGCUUUGGCAAGAGAACUUUCUCAUGGCGCUGGGUUAGCGCUCCUUACGUAUCAAUUCGAUCAAGGGUACUUUGGACAUGACCAAAGAAAGCCAACCAAGGUGCUAUCCAACAUGGACAUGGCGAACCUGGACCAGAUGAGAGAUCCGCGGGCUCAGUGGGAGAAGCCAAGGACCUCGUCAGACAUGGCAGCCUGGGCACCGGGUUUUCGAGCGAUUCUGGCACAGGGACUUCGUGAGUGGCAGGGUCAAUCUAUUGUCCAAGUGGCAGCGAUGAGUCCAGAACGAGAAGCUCUAUGGAGAGAACAUAUUCGACAAGGACAUUGGCCCUAUCGUCGGGAUUGUCGAGUUUGUGUGGAGGCAGCUGCCUCUGGAAAGCCCGCAAGGAAGGUGGUCCACAGAGAUGCCUAUGUUCUCAGUAUGGACACAGCUGGUCCUUUCAAAGAAAAAGGGAUGGACGAAAAUGGCGAAAAGUACAAGUACGUGCUUGGCUUUACCUACCUAUUCCCUAAGACUUUUGCGGCGGCGGCAGAGGCGGAAAUUCCGGACGAGGUCGAGGACUUUGAGAUGGACGAGUACGUGCCGUCAGAGGCCGAACAAGAGGAGGAGGGCGAGAGUGGCGAGCUAAGCAGAGAUGAGGCAAAACGAGAAGAGGAAUGGAACAAGUUGCUGGGCGACUUGACCAAACCGAUGGAAUGGCAGACCUUGAGGUUUGCGAUACCUCUGAAGGGAAGGCAGGCUCGGGAGACCAUGGAGGCCAUCCAGGACGUGUACGUCUACUUAAGGGCAAAUGGCUUUCCUGUAGCCAGGCUGCAUUCCGACAGAGCAAGAGAAUUUCGGACAAAGUCUUUACAUCGUUGGUGUUUGGAACGAGAUAUUUACCAAACAUUCACCGAGGGAUACAAGCAGGUGGAGAAAGAGGAGCCAGAGAUCCAUGAAGAGUAUGAGGUUGAGCUACCUGCUCCUGAACGGCGUCUUCGCGAAAAAACUACUGUCCGAGCAGUUCAUUGCAGUGAUGGACUGAAGCUAAGGGAUCAAUCGCCAGGAGCUGUGGAGUCUCCUACAUCAAGACCUUUGUCGCCUACCUCACAAACAUCAGCGCAGGACUCUAUGCAAAAUCCUGAGAUGGUAGCGGCUCAAAUGGCAUAUGACGAAGAAUAUGAUGAUGAGGACCUGAUCAACUUGCUUCGCCUGGUGAACUUGGAAGCCACGUCAAAGCCGGUGAGACAAGAAGAGGGACAAUGGUCGGGAUCAUGGGGAACGGGAGCGUUUGUACAUGGGGGAGUGUGUGGACUACGCAACAACAUAAAGAAGCACCCUAAUGUGACUAUGUACUUGGCCCACUUCAUCAAGAAGAAGAUCCCAAAGGACCACCCGUUCAGUGCGUUGGUGGUGAAUGUUAAUCAACAUAUACUACCCCAUCGUGAUGUUCACAACCACCCUGAGGUUCCCAACAUGGUGUACGGUUGCGGAAAUUAUCAAGGUGGUCAAAUAUGGCAACAAACGUCAGAACCGGAAGAUAGCGACUUGGACGAGGAAUGGGAGAUUGAAGGUCAACCAGUUCGAGGUAGAUCGUUCCCGGUGAAAGGCGAAGCCAGACCUUUGUGGACAAGAAGAUGGCAUGCCGUGAAGGACUGGAAGGGUGACAGAAUAACAGUGGUGGCGUUUGAACCGAGGCAUAUGGAAAGACUGUCGGAAGAGCACAAGGGUGUCCUGGAGUUCUUAGGUUUUCGUCCACUACUACAAGAAGUGAGGCUCGCUCCUAUGAGGGAGAUACAAACCUUCAUGGAUGAGGAGGAGUAUCCUUGCAGUGAUGAUGUGGAGCUUGGAUCUUUGAAUUCAAGGCCGAGGAUAGAAAUCACCUCGUCAAGUGGGGGACCAACUAUGUCUAUGGAAGACAGACCACCACAAUUACAACCUACACAGGAUCUGAGGGGCAUGACCAAUCCUUUGAGCAGGGCCUCGGCAACUAGUUGGUUUCGAGAAGAGAGAAACGGCUAUGCUGGGGGCUGGGAGCAGGAUGUCCAACUUCAGGAUGGCACCAUUGAGGUUGGCGUUUCUUGGUCUCUGAGGUAUGUGGCGGAGAAUGGUCAGGAGAUUGAGUAUGACGAGGGUCCAACUGGACGCAUGUCGGGAGUAGAGCGAGUUCGAUAUGAAGACCGUUUGAUGUGGGUGAGUGCAAUUCUGCAAGAAGAGGUGCAUCUGCGGCAAGAACGAGCAACCUUGGGUAUUGAUCCUGAUCCACGGCAGCAACGCGUGAUUGAUCUCCUUGAAGAAUUGCAUCAGCGACUCUUUGACUACCUGCAGAUAGACAUACAACGUGAAGAGGAAGCGCGGAUGCACAUGAUGAAGGUCUCUGUGGAGGAGGCAGUCACCGAGAACGUAGAGCAGUUGAACUUUGCGACCGAUACCGUUGUCAUUGAGGCGGAAAAGGGGGAAAUCAAGUUGGUCCCGGGCAAGACAGCACAUACCGUCAAACCUCCAGACGUUGCAGGCCCAGCCAUCGAGGACAAGCGGGAGUACUACAAGAGGAAAACUCGGUUGGUUAUUUGUGGUAACUACAUCGCUGAAGGGGGCACUGAGGUGUAUACAGCCGCGGCUACGGCGGAGUCACUCCGAUGUUCACUGGCGGUCUCAGCACAUCGAGCAUGGGAUGCAGGAACCACGGAUAUCAAUAGUGCCUUCACUUUGACUCCAAUGACGGAAUCCAAGGUCCAGUAUGCCAUCACGAUCCCAAGAGUAGUGGUGGGUGCUGGAUACGCCGAGAAGGGCAUGGCCUAUAUGGUGGAGAGGGUACUAUAUGGUCUCCGUGAAGCACCCAGACUAUGGGGAGGUUUUCGGGAUCGUCGUGUCAGAAAAGCCAAGCUGUACUUCAGGGAGAUUGAGCACCAGUUUUCUCAGAUGGAGACUGAUGAGUCAGUAUGGCGAUUACAUCCAGUCUCAGAACCCACGCAGACUGUGGCACUUAUGGUGAUCUACGUCGAUGACGUCCUGCUCCUGGGUGAGGAGGAGAUUAUCAUGGUGAUGUACCAGUGGAUCACCGAGGGCGAGGAAGGCUGGAAAUGUAGUCCUUUGGAAAUGGUUACACAGAAGGCAGUUCGCUACUUGGGCAUGGAGGUCCGACGUGUUCAACAAGCCGGGCUGGUUUGUUUCCAUGUCUCUCAGAUGGGAUAUACAAUGGAUCUUCUGCGACAAUAUGAAGGACACCACCUGGUGAGUAGCGCUGUCCCGCUUACUAGGGACACUAUACCGGAAAAUCAUGAGGAUGAGGAUGCCGAUGAUGAACAAGAUCCAGAACAAGUACAUCGUGCUCAAAAAUUAGGCGGUGAACUUCUCUGGUUGGCAAUGAGGACAAGACCGGAUAUCAGCUUUGGCGUAUCUCAUCUCUGUAGCCUGACAACAAGAAAACCAGAAGCUGCUAUCAAGGUGGGCAAAAUGAUCCUUAGGUACCUCUCGGGCACUGCAGAUGUUGGCCUUGUGUAUGAAGGUACGGGACCCGAAUUGGUGGCUUUUUCGGAUGCAAGUUUUGCACCACAUGGAGGCAGAAGCUUCGGAUGUGCCGCGACUGCAGUCUAUGGAGGAUUUGUGGCAUGGCGGAUGGCAAAACAAUCGGUGGUGGCUAUGAGCGUCGCGGAGGCCGAGCUCUACGAGAUCGUGAAUGCAGUACAACAGGCCUUGGGAGUCAAGGAAUGGCUCAAGGAGAUCAACCCCAACGCCGAGGUCAUGGUCUUGGUGGACAAUACCGCAGCCCUGGGACUGGCUAGCGAAGCCCCAGGAAGUUGGAAAACAAGGCAUCUGAAGGUGCGAGCUCGCUAUCUACGCCAAGAAACAGCAGCUGGGCGACUUCAGCUGCGCCAUGUUCCGGGAGAAGACCAAGCAGCCGAUAUGGGCACUAAACCUUUGGCAGCGCCAAGGCUGGAAACCCUGAAGAGGCUGUGGAAAAUGACUCGGUGCAGUGAGUUCCUCAAGAAUUGGACCUCAAGUCAGCAGGUGACGGUUAAGGUGGUUCAAGGGCCCGGAGUCAAUGUGGCCAAAAUGUUCAUCCUGGUGGUGAUCUUGUCACUGAUCGCGGGUGUCACCUCCGAAGAGCACGGCAAGGACAACGCUCCAGUCAAGGCGCCUUUGGCAGUGGACGGGGGUUUCGAGUUGUAUUUCCUAAUGGGUAUAGGGGGUUUAGCCCUACUAGCAGUCUGGGAAGUACUUAAAUGGACGCUUAACAAGCUCCUGGGCCCAAGUCCUGGUGCAGUCGCGCGGGCUAGGAGACUCCUGCGUAUACGCGACCAAACGGCCAGGGCAUUGCGAGAAGAGUUGGCCAUGCUGGAGGAUGAUCAGUCCGUGACAGGGGAGCACCUGGCAACUGGUGAAGCGACCGGGAGUGGCCAAGCCUCGACAACCAAUGCGAGAAAUGAGAGCAAUGGACCGCGGAUGACUGAGACCGUGACCGCACAACAAGUGGCAGAGCAACGGCAGUAUGAUUUCCAUAUCCUGCAAACACCGCUUAUCAUGUCCGAGAAGGGCGACAAACUGCAUCUUCGUGAGGGCUGCUUUGGGCUACGGAAUGCCAAUAGACACCGUUUGCGCAGACUGGAAGUAUGCUCGUGCUGUUUGGAGCAGUACCCGUUGUACUACAGGCUGCCGUUCAAUGAUCAGCCGUUGGAAAGAACGCAGUAG